Molecule: messenger RNA, 540 nt
Organism: Puccinia triticina
Lineage: Eukaryota; Fungi; Basidiomycota; Pucciniomycetes; Pucciniales; Pucciniaceae
Exons: 5
Coding region: 1-540 (179 amino acids)
Biological process (GO): RNA polymerase II preinitiation complex assembly; chromatin remodeling; negative regulation of transcription by RNA polymerase II
Cellular component (GO): negative cofactor 2 complex
Molecular function (GO): core promoter sequence-specific DNA binding; protein heterodimerization activity; general transcription initiation factor activity
Source: RefSeq, a predicted model, not a curated record
AUGGACUGUUGCCGCUCGCUCGAGCAGAGCGCCAAUUAUUGGUCCUCAACCCACCAAGCAUCAUUCAUCUUCAACGGACCAUCCCAUCACCUUGUUUCCAUCGAAUUAAUCAUGAGCGAUAACGAACGCGGCGCGGCUGGUGAUGAGGUAGGUUUACCUCGGGCUACCGUUAAUAAACUCAUUUCAGAGAUUCUACCGGAAGAUGUAAUUUGUUCGAAGGAUACCAAGGACUUGGUCGCCGAAUGCUGUAAAGAAUUUAUCACCCUGAUUUCUUCGGAAGCCAAUGAGAUUUGCGAAAAGGACGCGAAAAAAACUAUUUCUCCCGAGCACAUCACAUCUGCACUCAAACAACUUGGAUUUGAUGAUUUUAUAGAUGAAGUCGAAGAUAUUAACCGGGUUCACAAAGCACAAGCCAAAAAAGACAACCAGAAGAGAAAGAAUAAGCUCGAUCAAUCUGCGUUCACACAGGACGAACUUGCUGCACAACAAGAACUGUUAUUUGCAGCAAGCAAGGCUAGGUUUGAUGCCGGUCAAUCUUAA